Messenger RNA from Dimorphilus gyrociliatus, 1891 nucleotides. Lineage: Eukaryota; Metazoa; Annelida; Polychaeta; Dinophilidae. The record is from the annotation of a GenBank genome assembly.
AGUUUAUUUAAGUAUCGGUCUCACAACUUUUACCAUGACUUUAUCGCUCAUAAAUAUACCUUCAGCGGACGAUUAUUCAGCCCGAGAAAUUAGAGAAUGGGCACCAGGAACCACCGAAGUUGUAGUAGAACCUGUGGGAAAAUGGUUUGAAACAUAUAACAACAGGCGUGCGAAAUCUUCGCUAUCUUUUGCUUCUGUAAAAUCAACUACUUCUGAAGAAGAAGAUAAUGAAGAGGAUAUAGAACUUUGUCCAGAGGAUGACGAUUAUGUAUUCAACAGAGAUCCUGCCGAAUGGAAGAAACAAGAUCAUUAUAAAAUAUUAGGCCUAAGCAGACUGCGAUACAAGGCAACCGACAAGCAUAUUAAGUUAGCUUACAAGAAAAAAGUAUUGCAACAUCAUCCGGAUAAGCGGAAGGCUAGAGGAAUACCAACAGAAAAAGCUGAUGCAGAUUUUAGUUGUAUAACUAAAGCGUAUGAGAUUCUAGGAAAUCCAAUUAAAAGAAGAUCUUACGAUAGUGUCGAUCCAGCUUUCGACGAUAGUGUACCCAAUAGUAAAACAGUCACAAAAGAAACCUUUUAUGAAACAUACAGUCCUGUAUUUGAGAGAAAUGCAAGGUGGUCUAUUCGCAAAAAGGUGCCUUUAAUUGGAGAUGAUAGCACACCUUACGAAGAUGUUUGUGAAUUUUAUAACUUUUGGUUUGAGUUCAAUUCUUGGAGAGAAUUUUCGUAUUUAGACGAGGAAGAUGUCGAUAAAGGAGAAAAUCGAGAUGAAAGGAGGUGGAUAGAGAAGCAAAACAAGUCCGCUAGAAAGGAGAAAAGAAAAGAGGAGAUGAUGAGAAUAAGAUCACUUGUAGAAAGUGCGUACAACUUAGAUCCUAGGGUUUUAAAACAGAAGGAAGAAGAAAAACAAAAGAAACUGGCUAUAAAACAAGCUCGAAAGGAAGAGGUUAGAAAGCGCAUAGAGGAAGAAAAUAGGAAAAAAAGGGAAGAAGAAGAACGGUUAGCCAAAAUUAAAGAGGAAGAGGAGAAAAAAGUAAAAGCUGAAGAAGAUAGAUUGAAAAAAGAACGUGAAGCUAUUCGUAACAAAACUAAGAAAGAAAGAAAAGCUCUUAGAAAUAUGGCAAAGAAUUUUGAUUAUUUCACUACGGAAGAAUCACAAAGAGUUCACAAUAUGGCCGAAGUUGACAAAUUAGCCGAAUUGUUAGAAUUAACAAAAUUACAAGAAUUAAAUACCGCUCUUUCAUCCAAAAAAGAAAAAGAUUUAGCCGCUGCUGAAUUCUUCAAGUUUUCGAAAGAAUUAAAUGCACGUCUAGACGAGGAAAAACGAAAACAAAUUGAAGACUCUCAAAAGUCAGCUGACUACAGUUCUGAGUCUAAAUCUAAUCGAAACUGGUCUCCAGAAGAUUGUACAGCAUUGGUAAAGGCUGUGAAUCUAUUUCCAGCAGGCACAAAUAAAAGGUGGGAAGUCGUUGCCCAAUAUGUUAAUGAACAUGGAAAAGGAAAGUUUAAUGCAAAAGAAGUAUUGGCUAAAGCCAAAUCCAUGCAAAAACUAGAUCCUAACCAAAAGAAAGAAGUCAACGCUAGAGCUUACGAAAAUUUCGAUAAAACUGUUAAAGAUGUUAAUUCAAAGCCUGGUGGUGGUAUCAGUCAGAGAUACGAAACUGUUGCAGAGCAACAAAUUGCCGAAAGGGGUACAAAUCCCUCUCCAUGGUCAGCUAGUGAACAGAAACUAUUGGAACAUGCUUUGAAAACAUAUCCUGCUUCUACACCAAAUCGUUGGGAUGCAAUUGCUUCAACAAUACCCAACAGAAGUAAGAAAGAUUGCAUACAGAGAUGUAAAGAAUUAGCCGAAAUGGUAAGAGCUAAGAAAGCAGCAACCAGCAAAUCAUAA